AUGGAGAAAAUAAAGGACGUGGGAAAAACCAAGGCUUCGUCCAAAGAGACACCGAGGACAACACCAGUUAUGAAACGCAGUAAACAUAAGGGCGAAAAGACGAAGGAACCAAACCAGAAGUUAGACACAGCGGAAAUCACCUCACCCCUAGAUGUCAACGUUGUAGCAGCAGCAGCACUCAAAGCUAUGACAACCAAAUCUGAAGAAGCAAAGGAAGCCGCAGCUUCCCGUGCUCACCAACAACGAGAAGAGCUCAAGGACAAGAUUUCCCAAAGCAUUGGAGCAACGCAUCAACACGGUGAAGCAAAUUCUAAAGCACCAGAGCCGAACCAUGACCGAAGGAUCUUCGUGACAAAUCCCGAGCCAUUAAACCGAGGAGCAACCAGAGGAAAUAGGUCAUCCGACCCAGAUUUUGUGUCGGAGGAUUCAUACUACUUUGAUAGUGAGAACCGAAAAUCAAAGCAAUCUGCAAUCCGAGAAGACCAUCAGCGUGCAAUGGAGGACCUUCGUACCGAAAUGAUGGUUGAAAUCAAGCAACUGAAAGCAAGGAGGAGGAAAAAUAGAAGAGGUGAUAAAAAAAGCCAACACCACCCCACCGGUUCCACAUUUGGCCAAAGCUCUCAUUCCACAUUUGAUAGUGAGAAUCAAAAAUCAGAGCGAUCUGCAAUCCGAAAAGACCAUCAGUGUGCAAUGGACGACCUUCGUACCGAGAUGAUGGCCGAAAUCAAGCAACUGAAAGCAAGGCAAGGAGGAGGAAGACUAGAAUAG
This is a messenger RNA of Papaver somniferum (opium poppy), 768 nucleotides long. RefSeq lists its product as uncharacterized. NCBI's taxonomy places the organism in Eukaryota, Viridiplantae, Streptophyta, Magnoliopsida, Ranunculales, Papaveraceae. The coding region runs from base 1 to 768 and encodes 255 amino acids. The record is from RefSeq and is a predicted model, not a curated record. The transcript has 2 exons.